Molecule: messenger RNA, 1212 nt
Organism: Suillus fuscotomentosus
Lineage: Eukaryota; Fungi; Basidiomycota; Agaricomycetes; Boletales; Suillaceae
Exons: 6
Coding region: 1-1212 (403 amino acids)
Source: RefSeq, a predicted model, not a curated record
AUGACUUCACAUGCCCAACCUCGAGUUCGUCGGUGGGGCAAUCAGCUAUCACAGGCUGACAUCGACAUCACACACAAUCCUCUUGGUCCUCACUCGGAUUUUGGUUUCAAUUAUAACCAUCAACUCAAUGAUCAAGGCAAUUAUCAGACCCAAUCAGCAUGGCUCCCACCUCAGCCAUCGCCACCUCAUGCCCACCAUCAUGUAGCCUCAAGUUCAACAAGUUCGACUCUGGCUGCAAGCCACUACUCAUCGUGGGCUCCACACCAGCACUCGCAAGGUAUUCAUGGGUCAUGGUUGCCGCAGGGCCUUGAUUAUGGGCUGGGUGCAGCUGAUCAGGAUCAGUCGUUUUGGCAGCCAUUGCCCUCCGGGCAAGCCCUGCCUGAGCCUGUUAUUGCCCACCCCCCUCCACCCAGCCCAACUCCGCCUGCAAGCUUGCCCCUCCUUGGGCUGACUCACCAGACUGACGAGUCUCGGGCUCAGGCUCUGCCAGUUCCAUCUGUGAACCCAUCCGUGUUUGACAACACGUUGCACCAUCAAAAUCUCACCAGUCUUUCCCGCUCAUCCCAUAAGAUUUUUGAUGACAUUUCCCAGCAUCUGACUGCAUUCAAGACGACAUUGUUACCUACCGAUGCUGAUGUGGAUAGUAUGGUUGAUGUGUCAUGUAGGGCUGUGGCUAGUCAACAAAUUGAUGAGACACUCCAGGCCUGGGUGUUGGAUAAGCUGGAAAAUGAGAAGGACUAUUACAGAACGAGGCUCGAGCCCAUACUCAUGACUAUAUCUGGCAGUAUGGUGGCGGCAGCUAAAACAUUCACCUAUAUCAAAUAUGGCCUUAGUUUUGACUACACCACAGCGGUGAAUGGCACCCACGUCGCUGAGCGCGCAUUGCAUGCCAAUCAUCUGGUGCAGAAUGAUACAUUUCUCUCUGGCACAUUACAUGUCAAUGGAGAUAGUAUCACCAUCACUUUUGCAAACCCAGCUAUCAUAGCAUUGGUCGGAUACUCCCUACAUGACAGCGAGCAUCAAUUCCACAGGUACAUCGGUGAUGAUCUCAACUUCAAACCUUUACUAGCAAUGUCUGCUACUCUCUGCCUGUGGAUGCUGCAAGAACACAUCAAGGUAUAUGUGUCCCAGUUCAGUGUCCUACCAGCACACAUCGGGCUCAUCAUGCUCACUUUGUUCCACUGCUGGAGGGUAUGUCCACAAUGGAGCUAA